UCCGGGGCGACACGGCGGCUUCCGCCGACUUCUUCCCCUUCCUCUGCCUCCCCAUGGAUAUGCACUGCAAAGCAGACCCCUUCUCCGCGAUGCACCCAGGGCACGGGGGUGUCAACCAGCUCGGGGGGGUGUUUGUGAACGGAAGGCCGCUGCCUGACGUGGUGAGGCAAAGGAUCGUGGAGCUGGCUCACCAGGGGGUGCGACCCUGCGACAUCUCCCGGCAGCUGCGGGUCAGCCACGGCUGUGUCAGCAAGAUCCUGGGCAGGGACCUGCUGUGGGUUCGAAAAGAGGGGGAAAAGCCAAACAAGCAAAGGAACAAACCGAUUGCAACCCACUGUGCUGUGCGACCAGCCUGCAAGUCUCCCCUCCCCGCCUCCCAGCUAAGCCAGGCCGGGCCCUACUUUCUCUCCACCCCCAGGUACUACGAGACAGGUAGCAUCAAACCUGGGGUGAUCGGAGGGUCCAAGCCUAAAGUGGCGACCCCCAAAGUCGUGGAUAAAAUCGCCGAGUACAAGAGGCAAAACCCGACCAUGUUUGCGUGGGAGAUCCGCGACCGGCUCCUGGCCGAAGGGAUCUGCGACAACGACACGGUCCCCAGCGUGUCCUCCAUCAACCGGAUCAUCAGAACCAAAGUGCAGCAGCCUUUCCACCCAACACCAGAUGGGAGUGGGACAGGAGUGACUGCACCUGGACAUACUAUAGUUCCCAGUACAGCAUCCCCUCCCGUCUCCAGUGCCUCCAAUGAUCCAGUGGGCUCCUACUCCAUUAACGGGAUUCUGGGGAUUCCUCGGUCGAAUGGUGAGAAGAGGAAACGUGAUGAAGAAGUAUCCGAGGGCUCGGUCCCCAACGGCGAUUCCCAGAGCAGUGUGGAUAGUUUGCGGAAGCACCUUCGUGCCGACACUUUUACACAACAGCAGCUGGAAGCUUUAGAUCGAGUCUUCGAGCGUCCUUCUUACCCUGAUGUCUUUCAGGCAUCAGAUCACAUCAAAUCUGAGCAGGGUAAUGAGUACUCCCUCCCAGCUCUGACCCCUGGUCUUGAUGAAGUCAAGUCAAGUCUAUCCACCUCUGCUAACCCAGACCUGGGGAACAACGUGUCAGGACCCCAGACAUACCCCGUAGUGACUGGUCGUGACAUGGCAAGCACAACCUUGCCUGGCUACCCACCCCACGUUCCACCAACUGGACAGGGCAGCUACCCAACCUCAACUCUUGCAGGAAUGGUGCCUGGGAGUGAGUUCUCAGGAAAUCCUUACAGCCACCCUCAGUACACAACCUACAAUGAGGCCUGGAGGUUCAGCAACCCUGCCUUACUAAGUUCCCCUUAUUAUUAUAGUGCCACAUCCCGGGGCUCCGCACCUCCCACUGCUGCCGCUGCCUAUGACCGCCACUAGUUAUCAUGGAAACCACAUGAAACUUCAGGGUGACAGCCUAGGCCUCCAUAUUGUACCUGUCUGAUGAACAUUCUGCAC
This is a messenger RNA of Elgaria multicarinata webbii, 1469 nucleotides long. It is a transcript of the gene PAX2, whose product is annotated as paired box 2. The record is from RefSeq and is a predicted model, not a curated record. Bases 54 to 1391 code for a protein of 445 amino acids. The transcript is spliced from 11 exons. Gene Ontology annotation, biological process: regulation of transcription by RNA polymerase II; anatomical structure development. Lineage: Eukaryota; Metazoa; Chordata; Lepidosauria; Squamata; Anguidae. Gene Ontology annotation, molecular function: RNA polymerase II cis-regulatory region sequence-specific DNA binding; DNA-binding transcription factor activity, RNA polymerase II-specific.